Molecule: messenger RNA, 1650 nt
Organism: Elephantulus edwardii (Cape elephant shrew)
Lineage: Eukaryota; Metazoa; Chordata; Mammalia; Macroscelidea; Macroscelididae
Gene: IFNLR1
Product: interferon, lambda receptor 1
Exons: 8
Coding region: 1-1650 (549 amino acids)
Molecular function (GO): protein binding
Source: RefSeq, a predicted model, not a curated record
AUGGCCGGGACUGGACAGUGGGCCUCCCUGCUCCUGUGCCUGCUGCAGUCCGCCCCAGGACAAGGGAGAUCCCGCCUGGCCCCUCCACAGAACGUGACGCUGUUCUCCCAGAACUUUGACGUGUACCUGAUGUGGCUCCCAGGACCUGGCAACCCCCAGAAUGUGACUUAUUUGGUGGCCUAUCAAAGCUCCUCGAACCCCAUGCACUGGCAAAAAGUGAAGAAGUGUGCAGGAACCACAGAGCUGGUGUGUUCCCUGAUAUGUGUGAAGAAUCAGGACCUGUUCAACAAGUUCAAGGGCCGUGUGAGGGCAGUUUCUUCCAGUGUCCGGUCCCCCUGGGUGGAGUCCAAGAGCCUGGAUUACCUUUCUGAAGUGGUGCCGGCGCCACCCACCCUUGUUUUCAAGCACAAGGAGGAGAUGCUGAGCGUCAAUGCCACGUACCAGCUGCCACAGUGUAUGCCCUUGAUCGAUCUAAAGUACGAAGUGUGUUUCUGGAAGGAGGGGACUAGGAACAAGACAACAUGUGCAGGCAUUCCCUAUGGCCAGCCAGUUCAGAUCCCCCUCCAACCAGCCACAGGUGGACAGCACUGCCUCAGCGCCAGGACCAUCUACACUUUCACCUCCCCUAGGUACAGUGAGUUCUCGAAGACCAGCUGCUUCUUCCUAGAGGCCCCAGUUCUCCACUGGCCAUUUCUGGUGCUGCUGCCACUUGCGCUGCUUGUGUUGAUUGCCAUGGGGAGCGUGAUCCGGAAGAGACCCCACAGGGAUUCCUGGUUCCAGCAGGCAAAGAUGCCCCGGGCCUUGGACUUUUCUGGAUACACACACCCCGUGCCGACCUGUCAGCCCAGCAUCCCAGAAGUCCCCAACGCCUUGAUCCUCUGUCCUCAGACGGAGCUGACCCCAAGUACCUGGCUGGCCCCCAGAGUCAGGACCCUGCAGGUGGGGCCUGAGGACAAUGCUGAGAGCGGGGAGGAGGAGCCGGAGGAAGAUGACACAGAUGACAACGUCAGCGUCCAGCCCUACAUUGAGCCACCCUCCUUCCUGGGCCAAGGACUCCAGCAUCCCCAGUGCUCUGAGACAGAUGGGGUGCAUUCAAGAGGACCCCAGGCACUGGUCCAGGUGAAAGGCAGUUCUACUUGGGAUUCCUCAGGCAGAAGCUGGGCCAGCAAUGUAGAUUCCCCCUCCUGUGACGAGGCUGCCAUCUCUGAUUAUGUGACCAAGACGGGGCCCAAUGAGGGACUUAAGGAGGAUGGGCGCUGGGAGCCUGUCCCAACACCCGAGUUACCUGACAACUUGGCUUCCCUGAAGGAGAUACCUAGAGAAGACCUCUCUCCCUGGGCCACCUGGGGCUCCUCAUCAGGAGGGCCAAGUCUGGUCCCUGAGGAGCCUCCAGUUUCUCCCUGGAAACUGACUUUCUGCUGGGACAGCAGCGCAGAAGAGGAGGAGGUAGAGGAGGAGGAAGAUGGAGAGGAAUCGGAAUGUGAAGACAGUGACUCUGGUCACUGGGGGGCUGAGAGCUCCCUAAGAACUGAGGGUGUGAGUGCGUGCCUUGGACAUUACAUGGCAAGGGACGCCACAGAGACCUACAAACCUAUGUACAACAUUGAGGUGCUAGAGGGUUCUCAGGGCACCACUGAGGCCCCAAUGUGA